Molecule: messenger RNA, 684 nt
Organism: Ordospora colligata OC4
Lineage: Eukaryota; Fungi; Microsporidia; Ordosporidae
Product: beta type-7 subunit of proteasome
Exons: 1
Coding region: 1-684 (227 amino acids)
Cellular component (GO): proteasome core complex
Molecular function (GO): threonine-type endopeptidase activity
Source: RefSeq, a predicted model, not a curated record
AUGAUAACAAAGACAGGCACAACAAUUGUGGGACUGAAAUACAAGAAAGGAGUCAUACUUGCAGCAGACACACGAUCUACACAAGGCCCUGUUGUUUCUGACAAGAACUGCUUCAAGAUCCAUAAGAUAACAGACAGAAUCAUGUGCUGUGGAGCAGGAGUUGCAGCAGAUGCAGAUAGAGUUACAAGGAUGGUGUCUAAGAAUUUGAAGCUGUUUGAGAACAAAUUCUAUCGACUGCCUGUUGUUUCUCAUCUUGUGAAGGUAUGCACACAUUACCUGCAUCAAUACUGCGGUGGAAUAGGUGCUGCACUGAUUGUUGGUGGGGUUGAUAACGAGGGAUGCCAUCUGUAUGACAUUCAACCACAUGGAUCUUCAAAUUCGGUUCUGUUUACUUCACUUGGAUCUGGAUCUUUGGCAGCCAUAUCUGUGCUUGAGAGUAGAUAUACAGAUUUAUGCAAGGAAGAUGCAAUCAAGCUUGCAUGUGAUGCAGUUGAGGCAGGCAUACUGAAUGAUUUGUAUUCUGGAUCCAACAUUGAUGUUUGUGUGAUUGAGCAAGGUGGAGUAGAGUUUUUAAGGAACUACAAGACGGUGUGUAAGUCUGAUAAUGACGAUCGAUUGGUGUAUCCACUCGACUCUGUGAGGAUAAAGAGAGAGGAAGUGUUUGAUUUUGUCGAUGAGUAUUAA